GUAUAAUAUCUCGCAGAGGAAAAAGUUUGGCCACAGUCAAGUCGCAUCUCUUGGACUAUCAGUGUGUAUGUUUAAAGUUGAAGUUUUGUGGCGGCUACAGUGAGAAAAGUAUGCAUUUACCGAACAGCAACAACUUGGCCAAAAUGACGGAUAUGAUGUUCACGACUCUGCAAGAAUCCCUACAGGAAUACCACGGGGAGUUAGUGCAAACGGGGUCACCGGCAGUUUUGUGCAGUGUUUUACCUAAUCAUUGGAGAUCCAACAAAUCGCUACCAAUCGCUUUCAAAGUUGUGUCUUUGGAUGAUAUCCCCGAUGGAACAAUGGUGACCCUUAAGGCCGGAAACGAUGAAAAUUACUGCGCCGAGUUAAGAAAUUGUACGGCUAUAAUGAAGAACCAAGUCGCAAAAUUCAACGACUUAAGAUUCGUUGGACGUAGCGGAAGAGGAAAAUCGUUCAGUUUAACCAUCACGAUAUCAUGUGCACCGUUCUACCAAAUCGCAACAUACAACAAAGCCAUCAAGGUUACCGUAGACGGACCUAGAGAACCAAGAACUAAGUCAAAUUAUCAAUAUGGUUAUGGAAUCCCCGGUAUGCCCGGAGCAUUCAACCCAUUCCUCCUCAACCCGCAAUGGUUAGACAGCGCCUAUCUAUCCUAUGCUUGGCCAGACUACUUCAGGCAAAGACCAACAACGCAAUACCUACCAACACCAGCGCAAAAUUUCCCUCAACCCAACUUCCUGCCGGGAAACCCAGGCUUAGUGCCACAUCUACCCAACAACUUCGACUCAAUGCAUCUACGACCGAUGCCUCAAAGUCCUCUGGAUCAACUCACAGUGCGUCUAAGUCCAGUGUCAAGCUCCCAGCACAGCGAAACGCAAGAAACCAAAAUCAACUCCACCAUCAACGACCACAACAGCAGCCACUCCGAGGAAGAAGACGAAGAAAUCGAAAUCGACAUCGACGUCAAGUCCGCGUUUGUGCCUCUGAAACCUGCCUCGGAGUUCCUCAAAGAAAUCCAGGCACCAGACAGCACAACUCUAACCGAGGACACCUCUCUAAGGAAAAAGCUCAAAUCCCCUUCAGCCCUCAGCAUAAGAAGCAUGUCUCCAAGCACGAAAAUCCACAGCUCUCCAACAUCGUUAAACUCCUCGAAACCAGUAUGGAGGCCCUAUUAGUUGCAAUAUCGUGUAUUUUAGUGUUUAUAUUGUAAAUUUUGUAUAUACAGAUUAUUUAUGUGUUAGAGAUUAUAAAUUUUAAUAAUGUACUACAAUUGUGAUAGGUAGGUGGCUGAUUCAUCAGCGAAUAGUUAAAUUUAGAUAUUUUUGUACAAACUGCAGAUGAUAUAGGAUAAUAAACGAA
Brassicogethes aeneus is the source of this 1359-nucleotide messenger RNA. The record is from the annotation of a GenBank genome assembly. NCBI's taxonomy places the organism in Eukaryota, Metazoa, Arthropoda, Insecta, Coleoptera, Nitidulidae.